Rhododendron vialii is the source of this 405-nucleotide messenger RNA. Its product is annotated as defensin-like protein 183. Bases 1 to 405 code for a protein of 134 amino acids. NCBI's taxonomy places the organism in Eukaryota, Viridiplantae, Streptophyta, Magnoliopsida, Ericales, Ericaceae. The transcript is spliced from 2 exons. The record is from RefSeq and is a predicted model, not a curated record.
AUGGCUAAGCUCUCCCCAACUAUAUGCUUUCUCCUAGUGGUUCUCUUGCAUGCAUCAGAUACACUCAAGAUUAAAUCGGUGGCGGGGGGAACAUGCUUGGAGGGUUUAGGACUAUGCGGUAGCGACUGCGAUCAGCGAUGCAAAUCAAGACAUCCUCCAGGCUCAAGCUCAGGUUCAUGCGAUUUUACCCUCAACCCUCCAUUAUGCACAUGCUAUUACUCGUGCGGCAAGCAACCACCAGCGCCACCGCAGAGGAACUGCCAUGGGGGUCUCGGCCGAUGCAGCCAGAAAUGUAAUACCAAGUGUUGUAAUGCAAGUUGUGCUGCAAAAUUCAAUUACGGGCAAGGGUACUGUGACGAUAGUGCGGGUGUUAGUAUUUGUCAAUGCCAGUAUGUUUGCAAGUAG